Molecule: messenger RNA, 2997 nt
Organism: Rotaria sp. Silwood1
Lineage: Eukaryota; Metazoa; Rotifera; Eurotatoria; Philodinida; Philodinidae
Source: the annotation of a GenBank genome assembly
AUGAAUAACGAAACAAUAGUCGAUGAGGAUCAUGAGAGCCAAACCCCAUCAUCAUCAUCAUUAUUACCGACGAAUCAACAUGCAUCUCAUUCUGAGCUUGUGACAAAAAUUUAUUAUCCUGAUACAUUAUAUCCCGAUAAUUAUUCAUUUUUUGCAGAUCGGGGCAAUACACCAUUAUCAAGACCAAAAUCCUCAUUACCUAUGGACACAACCAUUCAAUAUCCAACUAAUACUGUCGAUCAAACAGAUUCUCCAACAGUAAUAUCAACUGUAUCUAAACAGGCAACAACUGAAAUUGAGACUAUUGAGCAACCAAGAAAAUAUUCCUCUCCAAUGAUUGAUCGAGAACGUGGUGAAUCUGAAUCUGAAAAGCGUCGAUUCGAUGUUAAGCGUUAUGUACCAACAGCAUUACGUGCUCAAGAUAAAACUCAACCACCUGGUGUCUUGUUAGAUCCUCGAUUUUAUUCAAUGAAAAAGACAGCUAUGACUAUCAUGUGUCUAUUGAUUAUCAUCAUGAGUAAUAGUGUACAACUAAAACAUGUUCUUAAACAAGGUCGUACACAUGCAUUCUAUGGUACUCAAGUAACACUUGGCAUUGUUUCGGUUCUCAUGUGUGCUUCGAUUGGUGUGAUUCUGAUUGAGUUGAUUACAAAACAUUGUAUUGUACUUGAACAAUGGAAAGAAAGUAAUCAAUAUCAUCAAGAUAGAGAUGAUAUUUUAAAUGAUUUUCAUACAGAAUUAAGUCGUCUUCAAUCAUCAAAUAGUAUUACAUUUCGUCAAGAAAUAAAUAAAGUUACAACAUUAUUACGCACUAAUGUUAUAAAUCUUAAUGAAUCAAUUUUAACAUUUUUUCUUGAUUAUUUUAUUCAAUUAUUGAAACAAUGGCGUGAUUUAAUAUAUUUUAAUGAUUCAAACGAUUCAGAUAUAUUUGAAAAUUUAUCAAUCAUUUUAAAAUAUCAUUCUGAUGAUUUGAUGAAUGAAUUAUUAGUUCAAGAAUUUAUUCAAUGUCUUAUCACAAUUGCACGUAUUGGAAAAGAAAUGUUUACAAAUCGAAAUAUCACAGUUAUAACUCGUAUGCUCAAGGCUUAUACUGAUAUAGAGAGUUCUAAUAAAUCUCAAUUUAUGGAAGUGUCACAAUUUGAUGAUAGUAUAAUAAAAUGUCUGUACACACCAUAUACUAUUGAAGUUUUUGCUCAAUUUAAAUUAUCAGUUAAAUCUGAAGAACGUACACCAACAGAAGAUUUUGUAUUUAAUGGCUUGUUCGAUCAUGUUUCACUUAUGAAUAGAGAAAAACUUCAAGAACAAGCGCUUGAUUUACGUAAACAUUUACUUACAUCAAUAAGUGAUUUACUUGAUACAUUUGAAAUAUCGCAUGAUGAUUGGUCGGAAUCAGCUGUUAAAAUCUUUACAGAUUUAACAACAUUAUUUCUCUAUUCUGUACAAAUGACUAUAGUAAAUGAUAUAGGUCUUGACGUACAAAAACAUAUUUGUGAUACUGCUAUUCGUAUUCUUGUUAUUCCAACAUAUCGAUCAAUGAAACUUAAUAACAAUUGUCUUCAAUAUAUUUAUAUGGGAACAUCAAAUGACAAAAUCUUAGAUCAUUUAAAAAGUCAAAAAUUAACACCAACUAUGUUUAAUAUAGCUAAUUUGUUUAAAAAUGAAGGAGAAAUUCAAUUUAAUGUUUAUCGAAUAUUAGCCGCGAUUAUGACCGAAGAUGAUAUCAAACGGCUUGAUGAUCCGGGAGCUAUAGCUAAAGUAUUUCUUGAUCAUUUAACAGAGAUAACAGAUCGUUUAGGAUGGGAAGUAAGAAUAAAAAAUCUAUUGACUAGCUUAAAAAUUUUAUUACAACAUGAUCAAAUACGAGAUGAAAUAUAUAAACAAAAUGGUGUAUCACUUUUUAUUUAUUGUGCAACUACAACAAAAUAUGAUGCACUUAUUCAACAACGAGCACUUGAAAAUCUUUUAAUAAUGUCAUUUCAUGAAAAAGUUCAUUUAAAUUUAAAAGAAAAUACCACUCUCAUGACAUAUAUUAAAUCUAUAUCAAAAAAUUCUACUGAAUCAGAUCUACAACGAGCAGCUCAAAGUUUAUUAUGGAUAUUGACAAAAGAUGAAACAUCGAAAGAAUUAAUAGAUAAUCAAACAACAGAGACGACUUAUGACAUAAUGAUUAGUUAUUCACAUAAAGAUAAAGAUUUAUGCUUUCAGCUUUAUGAUCGUUUACAAAAAGAUAAUUUUCGUGUGUGGUUAGAUCGUGAUCAAAUGCAUGGAACACCCCUUGAAUCUAUGUCAAAUGCAAUUGAAAAUUCGGAAUUUGUAUUUCUCUGUAUGUCGGAUGCAUAUAAACAAAGUGGAUAUUGUAAAAUGGAAGCAUAUUAUGCACUAGAACGACAAUGUUGUAUUAUUCCACUAGUUAUGAAAUCACAAUAUAGACCUGAUGGAUGGCUUGGAAUUGUUGUUACAGGAAGAAUGCGUAUCGAUUUUCCAAAAUAUGGCUUUGAAGAUGCUUAUAAUAAAUUAAUGAUUGAGAUUGAUCGAAAUCGAAAAGAGAGAAAAAAAGAGAGUCAUUCACAUCAUCAUGAUUUACCAGCGACUACUAAACCAUCUGAUAACACUUCGGCUAAAGAAUAUAAAGUAAUAGAAAAAAUGAUAUUUCAAGCAAAAAGUGAUCAUUGUUUACCGUCAAAUAUUGAACGAUGGACAAUCGAUGAUGUACAGCAAUUUAUAAUUAAACAAAAACUUGAAAGUUUUUUACCUAUAUGUUCACAAAUGAAUGGUACACGUCUUGUUCAAUUAUAUCAAAUGUGUAUGAAGAAUUCACCAGUGAUGUUUCAAUCGCUCAAUAAUCAACUUACUAUGACGAAUAUUGAAAAGACAAAGUCUACAAUUGAAAUUAUUGAAUACUUGCAGUUUUUGGAUGAUCUUAAACCUUUUGUACCGAUUUCAUGUGAAAAAACAGAAGUGAUUGGUACUCGAUCGGCUCUGUGCAUACUAACGUGA